Molecule: messenger RNA, 4366 nt
Organism: Linum trigynum
Lineage: Eukaryota; Viridiplantae; Streptophyta; Magnoliopsida; Malpighiales; Linaceae
Source: the annotation of a GenBank genome assembly
UAAUCCACCAAUCCAAUUAGAGCUAAAAGGAUAUUUUAGUUGAAAUAUUGGAUUGAACUAAAAGAUUUGGAUAAUAAUUGCCAGUCUAGUGUUAGCUAGCUGGGUUGGGCGGACCACCUCCAGUUUUUUUACAUUAAAUUACCUUUGGUCGUUUGAAUGAGAUUUGAAACUUGAGAGACUUGUGCUCAACUUUUUCCGGGUCAGAUCCGAUCCUUAAGCUUCAUUGCUUAAGGUGAUACUUAAACGAUUUUUAUUUGCUGAUAGUAGAUUAAGUAGUUAAUGAAGAGUUAGUAGUUAAUAGUAGUUAAGAGUAAAUGAGAUAUUAUACAAAUAUAAUUAAUAUUACUCAUUCAUGAUUCUCUUUCUCUCUCUCUUGAUCUUCUCCAUAAUCCUCUCUCUCCACCACAAUUAAAGGAAAUUUGAAAGUAAUUUAAUUAAAUAUUAUUAUUUAAUAUUUAAUAAAUCCGAACUUAAUAUUUUUAUUUUUUAAAAUGGAAAUUGAAAAUUAGAAAUAUAUGCUCUCUCUCAUUUUGUGGUAACGUGCGAUGCGAGGAGCUAGGGGGAAUCAUACCUAAGUGAGUUCCCAACUUGUAGUUAGUAGAGUAGUUAGUAGAGUAGUUUAGUAAAUCAAUCCUUAAUCUAGUUUGCUAGAUAAUGAACUGAAGCUGAGUAAUAAUAACUCUAGGGACCCGUGGAUUCGAUAUUUAUUACUUGUGCCACUAUACUGCAGUCUCUUUCAUGGGUUACACUUGGCCAUUGUUAGGUGUUGUGUUUUGGAGUGUCAAGUUUUUGGCGCCGUUGCCGGGGACUUUCUAGAUUAUUAGGAAAGGCGGAAGUUUGUUACUUUGGCGUUUUUCUUUUGUUUUCCGCCCUUGCUUUUCACUUGGGUGUUUUUUUGUUUUUGUUGGUGCAGAUCUGAAUCAUGGACCCUCAUGGCUUCUCCAACCAUUGGGGGUAUCCACCACCAUCCGAGUGGUAUUACCCCGAGACUCCCUGGAGUAACCAAGGAGGAGAAGACUAUGGAGUCGGGUUUCAGUACCAACCCCCCUACUACGAAGAACAAUCAGACCCCUGGGUAUUUCAAGAACAAUCUCCUUAUCAAGAAGAAUUCCUCCCACAACAAGAAGGACCAUCAGAUAUUGGGUUUGCCACAGCCUUCACGGACGAUCCGGCAGAGCCAUGCUACACUCCACAGCCGGAUCCAAACUAUCACUUGAGGCUUCUCAUGGAGCAGAUUGCUCGAGUACCUGAGAGAUCCUUUCCCGAGAUGGAUCCUCAUAUCCAGGCCAUUUCCCAAACUGACUUCUCAUUUUCCCGUGAAACAGAGGAUACCCUUCGGAGCAUAAAGGAGCACAUAGAGGUCAUUGAGAAAGCCUGUUCACAGUUUUCUCAAGACAACCUUUAUGCUGCCAUACAAGUAGAGGUGGAGGAAGAAGAAGGCAAUCAUGAGGAUGUUGAGGAGCAUACAGAAGUUGUCAAGGAAAGCUCCCAUGAUAAUCAUGAUCAAGUGUAUCCUCUGGUGGUAGAUCACAACUUUCCCCAUUUCCGCUCUGACAUGCUGGGCCCAAGCGAGGAGAUGCAAGCUGAACUUAUUGAGAACCUUGCAUGGCGACUUGCUCUCCAAUCAGUUAUGGAAGAAGAAGAGAGAGAAAGGGUGAGGAAAGAAGUUGUGGAGGAUGAGGAAGAAAGCAAAGAAGAGGUAGUUCUUGAUCUUUUCCGAGGAGAGAGACCACAUUUUUGAAGAAGGAAGGGGGGUUGAAGAAGCGAGUCGCCAUGCAAGGUUCUCAAGACAAACUUAGUGAGAUUUUAGCCUUUCUUAAAGGAGAAACGUCGGAUAAAGAAAAGCGGGCCAAAAUUUUUCAAAGCAAGGAAGGGGAAGGAGAAGGUCCAAGCGAUCGCCUUGCUCGAUAGCCCCAGCCUAAGUGAGGGUGAGGAGCCCAAUGAAGAGAAAUGUAUGGAGUUGGAUCUUGACUUCCUUGAAAAACAUAUGAGACCGUCCUAUGCCAAAUGGCCUAGUGUUCUUCAUAAUUCGCUCGCCAAGAGGCUAUUCAAAACAUAGGUCUUGCCCAAAAUUUCAUCAUUGAGACUACCUACCUACAGCAAAAGCACUGAUUCAUCCGAUCCCCUAAACAUUUUGUAUUGACAAAUGCUACUCAUAAACGCCUCUAACAUGGAUUUGUGCAAUUCCCGUCAAGUUCAAUGGGCAUCACGUAGCCUGGUACAUCUCACUCCUAGAAAGAAUCAUCGAGAGCUCUAAGUAAUUAGCGAUUCUCAUUUCAUCCAAAUUUGCCUCACAAAUACGUCAGAGGCUAACAGUCUUGGACAUAAUCAGCUGAAAACAAGGGAGUGAAGAAUAGCUUGUUGGCUUCUGCGACAGGUGGAAUGCAAUUGUAUUUAAAAUCCAAGGCAUCUCGCUAGUGGUGGCCACAAGUAACCUUAGAAUGUUGACUCACAGUGACUACCACAAUUAAAUCCCGACUAGAGCUCAAGUAUAAACUCUAGUAGGGUGCAGUAUAGGGUAAGCGUUUUAAAAUGUCAACCCGUGCCGGUCCAUGUACUCCUACUUCAAGCUUUUAAAACAUUACCUAGUAAUAGAUUUUUAGUGAAAACUAAGGUCUAAAAUUUAAAACAUGCAGAAGGUAAAUGGUUUUGGAAUCUAUAUGAGAAAGCUUCACCUGGGUAUUGCUCCCCCUAGCUAUAUAUCAAGAUCGAUCGAAUAGAGUACCAAUGUGUAGGAGUGUGCUCAUACACCGCGAGGAGAGCGCAACUAGUGAAGAAACUUCACUAUCUCGGUCAAUAGGCCAAGGAAUGAAAAAUUAAGCUAAGGAAUUAGCUCUCUUGGCUGCUCAACCAAGGGUUGUUAAGGCUACUCCCUCGGAACUUAAUCCGGUUGGCAAAAUAACAACCAAAUCACAGUGUUAAAUCAAAACUUGAGGCUUGCCAUAAAUUUCCCUAGGCGGGAGACUCAAAUUUCCAAGAAACCCAACUUCUCAAAGCCUCUAGCAAACAAGGGGGUUUCUCUCUGCCUAGGUCCAAUUGGCAUGGUAAUGAGAAAUGAAGAACACAACUCGAUAAUUCUGUAAAUACCUCAAACUUUGCAUUAAACACAACCCACAUGCACAUAGCAUUCAAUUCAUACAAUCUAUCACAUAUCUAGAGCUAGGGUUUACAAUACCCAGGUGAAAAAGAGUACUACUCCAUAGCUAAACUAGGGAUUACAACAAAGUGAAGAGGAAGAACCAUGGUGCUGUGUGUGACUUUCUUGUUGUAGAAAUCACCGUUGGAAGGUGAAAAUCCUCAAUCCUCAAGCUUGGAGAAAACCCUAGAGCACUUAUUCUGUCUUGGUUUGUCGGUUUCUCUCUCUAAAAUUUGAAGAAGAAGAAGAAGAAAAAGAAAAUCUCUCUCUAGGCUCUCAUCUUCAAGUUUCAGCCCCAUCCUCCUUUUACACUUCACGAUCUCCGCAACACAUUAGAUGCUCUAAGGCAUGAUGAAGGGAGAUGGUCAGCAAGAAGAGACCAUUCUUGCUCCCGAUCUCUAAGGUGGAGAAGGUCAAAUAAUUAACAUUCAAACAUUAAUUUCGUCUGUGACUAAAUCGUCCCCCCCCCAUCGUCUAUGAUCAUCGUUUCCUAUAGUUCGUCAACAAAAACCUAUGAAUUCCAAUCGAAAUUUCCCCUUUCCUUAUCAUUCUCCAUUCUUAGAUCUUGCAUAACUAGUCAGGUCCGACCAUCGAAUUCCUAGGUUCCUUACUUAAUAGUUUGCCGAACAAGUUGAACUGUAGGAAUCAACAAGGAACCAAAUAUGGAGAGAGAAAAGACAGGGGAACCAGUUGGAGAUGAAGACUAGAUGCAGUGUUCGUCAACAAUAGGAAUUAAAACCAUAGUCUCCGAUUUUGCUAGGAAACAUCAAAAUCGAAAACAUACUCUUACAAGUUUGAAGUUGAAUCGAAUCUUUGUACCAGGAUUGGCACACUCUUAACCUGGAUCCAAGCUCGAUCCUCGAUGGCGACGUAGCUUUAGAUCUCGCAGGGCUUGUCGCUUAUGCCAUUUCAUAGGGGGACUUGCUCUCAUGGUUAGAACUAAUUCAUUUUCCAGUUUUGAGGGUUUGCAUAAAUAGAUUCCGAUUUGCAGGCGCACUAGGAGAGGAGGGACUUGCGACAAGGGAAGGAUAACGAUGUCGACGGCUGAACAAUCAUUGGUUGCGGCUUAUGAAGUGCAGAGAAAUUUUAUCAAGUUGUCGAGGAUGAGAGGGGAUGGGAGAGUGAGAAGAAGAUAAGGAAGGGUUUUUGUUUUUCGUUUUGUUUUGUUUAGGCUUUUUUUUUUUUUUUUUUUUGCAUAGAUAGAGUUCAAAAUAGAUAUUAACAGCUCAC